UAUUUACUGUUUUUUUCUCUUAAUCCAGAAUAUAUUUUAUAUCUGUUUUAUGUUGCUCUUGACUUCUUAUGUGUGUGUGAGAAGCAUUUUAAGAUUUUUUUUCUUUUGCUUUGUGCAGUGAACAUUUAGGGAAACUGACAAUAAAUAAAUCUUUAAUCCUGAUUUUACUCCAUGUUCACUGGUAAAAUCAUUUAUCCCACAUUUCUACAACACGUGAAGGCAACAGGCUACAGAUCAAAGGAGUCUCUGUGAUUAAGUCUUUAAUAAUCAACUAAUUAAACCACUCAUAUUGGCCACGUAAUGAUAAUAACUAAUAAUUAUGGUAAAAUAAAUAAAAGGAUGAAUCGAUAAUAGAAAAUCUGUUUCAGGACAACUUUUAAAAUCUUACACGUUUCAGUAGUUUUUACUGUUAACAACAGUAAUAGUUUAUAUGCUACUAAAUAAUUAAAUAUAUAUGUAUAAUAUAAAUAAUAUUAAUUAAUUUUAUCACCACCACUCUGUACAAACAGGAUCUCUUUAUAUUUCUAUUUUAUUUCUUGUAUCUCGUCUAAUUCUGCGCUACAGCGACAAUUUGGGAUAAAUGAACAAUGUCUGUUGUGUUCCGGCCCUGGUCCCGGUCCUGGUUCUGGUCGUGGUCCUGGUCCCGGUCCCGGUCCUGGUUCUGGUCGUGGUGUCUCGGGGGCGGCUCGUUGCAGGGACUCUCCGGGACACGGAGCACCUCUGGCGGAUGGAGGCUGCUCGGUAACCGGCGGCGGAGCGGUGGCUGCAGAUGUCCGUGUCCGGGAUGAAGAAGCAGCUGCAUAAAGCCAGCCAGAUGCUGAACGAGAGGCUGAUGGGAGCUGAAGGGACGAAGCUGGACGGAGACUUCCUGAAGAUGGAGAAGAGCGUCACCGUGAUCCAGACUCUCCUGGACCAGCUGCUGACCAGAACCACAGAGUUCCUGCAGCCAAACCCAGCGUGCAGAGUUAAACUGAACAUGAUCAACACCGUGUCCAGGAUCCGGGGCCAGACCAGGUCUACAGGGUACCCCCAGACCGAGGCCACGCUGGGGGACUGCAUGCUCCGCUACGGCCGCCAGCUCGGACCGGGUUCUGAGUUCGGCGGGGCUCUGUCCAGUGCGGGUGAGGUUCUACAGCAGGUUGCUCAGGCCAGAGAUGUUCUGGAUGUGAAGAUCCAGCGCUCCUUCAUCGACCCCCUGCAGGAGCUCCAGGAGACGGAGCUGAAGGAGAUCAAGCUCCAGCUGAAGAAGGUCAACGGCCGCCGGCUGGACUUCGACUACAAGCGCAGACGAAGAGGGAAGACGAGGGGGGACGACGUCCAACUGGCCUGGGACAAGUUCCUGAGCUCCAAGGAGCUGGCGGAGAGGAGCAUGUUCAUCCUGCUGCAGAACGACGUGGAUCAGCUGAGUCCUCUGGCAGCUCUGGUCUCCGCUCUGCUCGAUUUCCAUCACAGCGCCCACCGCAUCCUGCUGGGUCUCCAUGGCGACCUGCAGGCCAGGUUGACGUCUGCCAGUAACAAACCAGAGAGACGCUUCAGGCCUAAGAGGAUCCGGGUGAGGAGCGACCACAGCGCCACCGCUGGGUUCUACUACCAGCCGUCCAUCACACCUGCAGCUCCCUCAGGGGUCACGGAGGCACCGUCCAGACCCGGCAGCCCCCCCAUCUCCUGCUACGCGGACAGUCAGCUGGUCCUGGACCAGCCGUGCUGCAGGGCUGUCUACUCCUUCCUCCCGAACCACCAGGGGGAGCUGGGCUUCAGCGAGGGCAACGUCAUCGUCCUCACCGGCCGGGUCGACGCCAACUGGUUUGAGGGGGCUCUGGAGGGCCGGGCCGGGCUCUUCCCCGUCAGCUACGUGGACGUGUUGGUGCCUCUGCCUCUAGUCUGACACCAGAUCUGGACUCGGUUCUGGAUCACAUGCAGGUUUUCAGCUUCUAGUUUGCACUUUAUCACAGGUGACUCAGCCAUAGCCUGGAGGCCUCCUCUCCACUUACAGACGCUGCAGGUAGGAGGAGGUCCGGUCCGGGUCUGAACCCGGAUCUGGUCUCAGUCCACAUGUGGAGCUGGUCUGGGACCCAUGUGACCUCAUUCCUUUGGUUAGUGUGAACACACAGCGAGUCCUGCGUCGAUUUGAUUUAGUUCUAAGAGCAGAACCCCAGACCAGAUGACUCCAGAACAUUAAACAUUAAAAACUAAGAACAGUCCCGGCUCAAAGCACAAAGAGGGUCAGAGUCCGGUUCACUGGGAGACGCCGUGUAAAGGAGACGGAAACAGACACAGAGGUUCAGUCUAAACCAGAAUAAACCAACCGGCUCCAGGUCAGACCCAGAAAACGUCCAGCGCAGCUCCACUCACUGCGAGUCAUUCAUUCUUUAUUAAGUCUUUAUUAAGUCUUUAUUAAUUCUUUAUUAAUUCUUUAUUCAUUCUUUAUUAAGUCUUUAUAAAUUCUUUAUAAAUUCUUUAUUAAGUCUUUAUUAAUUCUUUAUUAAGUCUUUAUUAAGUCUUUAUUAAGUCUUUAUUAAUGUGGUGGCGGGAGACUAGAAACCAGAGAAACGCUGCUGCUCUGGAUCUGGAUGGAGCGUCUGUGGUUUGGAACCUGCUCUGGAUCCGAGGGUUUAAAAGUCUGUGUUUUUAUUACAGACUUUAUCAAAGACGUUUUAGAGACGUGAUGGUUUCAGGGGUUAAAGACCUGAGACUCUCUGGUGAUUCAAGUUUGGUUUUAGACUCUGAAAAAAUAAUAAUAAUAAUAAUAAUGAGACUUGAUUUAAUUUGGUUCUUUAAUCUGUGAAACCAGGAAGAGAAUUAAAGGAGAAACCAGUUGUUAUUACACAGGAAAAGGCUCCAGCUCAGUAAUAAGUUCUAUUGUUCUGUUUCUAUCAAUUAAAUCAACUUCACAGAAUCAGUUAAGAACUUCUAACUUCUUUUAAUGAGUUCCUGGUUUUCAACCUACAGGUUUAAGUCUGUUCAAUGGAAGCGAUAUGUCAGCGUGUUAAUUUAAGUUUUCUGAUGAACUGGUAGAAAUAUUAAUGCUCGAAAUAAUCUGAUAAUAAGGGACGAAUAAUUAUCACAUAAGAUCCUUUAACAUAGGUCAAAAGAUAGAUAGAUAGAUAGAUAGAUAGAUAGAUAGAUAGAUAGAUAGAUAGAUAGAUAGAUAGAUAGAUAGAUAGAUAGAUAGAUAGAUAGAUAGAUAGAUAGAUAGAUAGAUAGAUAGUCAGUUAUAAGUUAAACCUAAAAUUUAUUACAGUGUAGAAUCAUAGAAAACCAGAAGAAGUUUUAUUUAGUGCUGAACAUCGUGAUGUAUGACCUGGACCAGAGAGACCUGGUCUAGACCUGGUCUCGUGAGACCUGGUCUAGUGAGACCUGGUCUACACGUGGUCUAGAGAGACCUGGUCUAGACCUGUACCAGAGAGACCUGGUCUCGUGAGACCUGGUCUAGUGUUCACCUCAGGAGAACCAAGAAGACUGAGAUUAACUUCAGACGAUCUCAACCUUAAAAUCUAGUAACACUUGUUUGUUGUUUCUGGUUGUAAAAACAAACUUGAAAUACUAGAACGUGCCAGAAUAAUGAACUAUGCUAACUAUGCUAAGUGCGCUAACUAUGCUAAGUGCGCUAACUAUGCUAAGUGCGCUAACUAUGCUAAGUGCGCUCCCUUUAACCCUGUUAGACUCUCAGCUCUGCACAUGUCGACACUUUGAAGCUGUAACUUUGUUGUGUUGCUGAGAACCAGUAAAUCUUCUCAUCUCA
This is a messenger RNA of Mugil cephalus (flathead mullet), 3742 nucleotides long. It is a transcript of the gene sh3gl3b, whose product is annotated as SH3-domain GRB2-like 3b. Gene Ontology annotation, cellular component: presynapse; cytoplasm; glutamatergic synapse. The transcript is spliced from 10 exons. Gene Ontology annotation, biological process: synaptic vesicle uncoating. The record is from RefSeq and is a predicted model, not a curated record. NCBI's taxonomy places the organism in Eukaryota, Metazoa, Chordata, Actinopteri, Mugiliformes, Mugilidae. The coding region runs from base 770 to 1885 and encodes 371 amino acids. Gene Ontology annotation, molecular function: protein binding.